This is a messenger RNA of Microthlaspi erraticum, 2064 nucleotides long. NCBI's taxonomy places the organism in Eukaryota, Viridiplantae, Streptophyta, Magnoliopsida, Brassicales, Brassicaceae. The record is from the annotation of a GenBank genome assembly.
AUGGCGUCGUCUUCGUCCCACAAGUCCGCCUUUGACUUUCUCAUGUCGAAUGCUCACGCAGCAGUCUCCAAGAAGAAGACUCCGCCACAGACCUCUAAUUGUUCUCGCUCGCCGUCGAAAAAAAUGAAGGUCGAGGAAGAAUCCGUAAACCCUGAAUCGCCCAAAACCCUUGCUCCUAUCUCUAGGGUUUCCAAACUUAAGAGCAAAAUCGUAUUGCUGAAGAAGAAACCAAGUGAUUUCGAUCCGGAGGAAGUGUCCUGUUGGGAGAAAGGAGAGAGAGUUCCGUUCAUGUUUCUCUCUUUAGCUUUUGAUCUGAUCUCAGUCGAAACUGGCCGGAUUGUGAUCACUGAUAUUCUUUGUAACAUGUUGAGAACCGUUAUCGCCACUACACCUGAAGAUUUGCUUCCUACGGUUUAUCUUGCUGCGAAUGAGAUCGCUCCUGCUCAUGAAGGUGUGAAAUUAGGUAUUGGCAAAGGUUCCUCCAUUAUCAAAGCAAUCUCCGAAGCUUUUGGUAGAACUGAGGCACAGGUUGAGCAGCAGAAUAAGAAACUGGGAGACUUGGGGCUUGUAGCAAGAGGAAGCCGCUCGACGCAGACUAUGAUUUUCAUGCCUAAACCAUUGACUGUUGUUAAGGUUGCUGAUACACUUAAGAAAAUCGCAAAGGAAUCUGGAAACGGUAGUAAGGACAAGAAGAAGGAUAUAAUGAAGUCACUUCUUGUGGCAACAACAGAUUGUGAACCUCUUUACUUAACACGUUUACUUCAGGGGAAUUUGCGGUUAGGUUUCUCACGUCAGACUGUUUUAGCUGCCUUGGGACAAGCUGCUGUUUAUAAUGAACAACACUCUAAGCCACCUCCAAAUACCAAGAACCCUUUAGAUGAGGCUGCGAAGAUUGUGAAAGAAGUAUUCUCUGUGCUUCCUGUUUAUGACAUUAUUGUUGAUGCUCUUCUAACUAGUGGUGUGUGGAAUCUUCCUAAUACUUGUAAAUUCACACCGGGUGUUCCAGUUAGACCCAUGCUCGCAAAUCCAACUACAAGUAUAGGUGUGAUACUUAAUAAACUUGGGGACACUGCUUUCACAUGCGAAUACAAAUAUGAUGGUGAACGUGCGCAGAUACAUUAUAUGGAAGAUGGUACAUUGGAGAUAUUCAGUAAAAGUUCUGAAAGAUACACUGAGAAGUACCCCGACGUGGUUCUUGCGUUAUCAAGAUUAAAGAAGCCCUCUGUGACAUCUUAUAUUCUUGACUGCGAGAUUGUUGCCUUCGACAGAGAGAAAAAGAAACUUCUUCCGUUCCAGAAAUUGAGCACUCGAGCUCAUAAAAAUGUGAAUAUCAAUGAUAUCAAAGUUGGGGUAUGCAUCUUUGGUUUUGACAUGUUAUAUCUAAAUGGCCAACUACUUAUCCAGGAGAAUCUGAAUACCCGCCGAGAGAGGCUAUACGACUCAUUUGAGGAAGAUCCUGGGAUUUUCCAGUUUGCAACUACUCUAACAUCCAGCGAUGUCGGUGAAAUACAAGAGUUUCUUGAAGCUUCUGUUAACGAUGGCUUUGGGGAUUCAUUGGAUCUUGUACCAAUUGCUGCUUCCUACGGAGAAGGGAAUCGUGCAGGUGUCUUUGGUUCAUUUUUAGUAGCGUGCUAUGACGACGUUGAGGAAGAAUUGCAAAGCAUUGCUAAUAUUGGUACUGGAUUUUCUGAAUCCAAAAAGGAAGAUAAUGGAUCUUCUGAUUUGAACCUUGAAGAGUUGUCUCUCAGUCUUCGCUCUAAAAUAAUUGCUACUCCAAAAGAGAACUACCGAGUUGAUGGUCUCAAAAAAGAACCAGAUGUUUGGUUCGAGCCGACCGAGGUGUGGGAAGUGAAAGCAGCUGACUUGACAAUCAGCUCCGUGUAUCGUGCAGCUUACGGAAUUGCGUGCCCUAAUAAGGGAAUAUCUCUACGUUUUCCACGUGUCCUCCGUGUACGGAAAGACAAGAAGCCAGAGGAAGCGACAACAUCAGUCCAGAUAGCUGAAAUGUAUCAAGCUCAGAAAAACAUUCAACUAAGCAAUGAAGCCAACAGUGACGAUUAUUAA